UACAUACUGCAGUUUACACUGUGUUUGGUAAAAUUAUAUUUUUUUCAUCACAGAUGGGAUUGAAACCAAAAUAUAUUCAAUUGCUAAAUGUUAACAUGUACAUAUAAAAUUUAUAAGACUGACUACAUAGGACAGUACCUAAGGUCAUUAGAGUAUAUUUGAAAAGUCUAGCAAAAAGACUCUUAAACAGAUCAUAUUGGGGGCAACACGGUCUAUACUGACUUUAAGUUGAUAAAGCGAAAUGGGUAAAACUGGUUAACCCACCAAUGAUCGGUUAGCGAUUUUUGUAAUAAGGAAACUGUAAAAGGCAUAAAUGAAUGAUACUAUUUUAGUAAAAUAAUAGAAAAUGAGUUCAUUUCCCCCUGUCUCUCGUUAAUCAAACGGAUAGAAUGCAAUGGAAUUCAAUUCCAGCGAAAAUAGGAAGCAUUAAUCGAAUAAAGUAUCCAAUUCUCGUCUUUUCUCAAGUGUGAAAAUGAUAACUAUAAUUACAUGAUAUAAGACCCGUGCUUUUGUUCUGGACUUCACAAGCUGGGACGCUGGAUAUCCGACAUUGCUCAUCGGACAGUUUUCAGGAAUUAUAAAAAUGAGGCGCACAAUUCAUUUCUAUGUUAUGGUGACGUCACUGUAUUUGCUUCGGCUGAAGGGAGCACGGUCAGACUACACAGAAAACAGUCAGGAUUUCGAUGUCGAACAGAAAGGUCAAAACUAUUCUGCUGGUCUGAUAUCUACAUGCAGUCGAUUGAUUUUGGAUGACUUGAAUUUAAAUGCAGACAAGUUGUACGAUGGUUCUGUCAAUGAAUUAAACCUUUCUGUACACCAUGAGACGGACUUAUGGGUUAGCAUCACAAAUUCCAUGUAUAUAAAGUCAGCAGAGUCACCCAAUACAAAGGUCACUGCUAACAAGGAAGUCGAGAUUCGGCCACUCGAUCAGCAACCAGCGUACAUGAAAAUUCCAGAACUUUCAUCAGUCUGUCCACAACAAAGAAAAUUCAGUUCAAACAGACAGUCGGUAAAUCAGUAUGAAAGUGAUGUUCAACGUCCAGCAGUCCGCAGAGCUGUUUACCGACAUGAAACUAGAAACAGAAGAAGAAAUGCUAGUCCCAUCAAAGAAAUGAAUACCAGGAGAGAAAUGCGUGUAAAUAAUAUCCGAACGGAUGAACGUAGAAGAUUGAAUAUAAGAAUACGAUCCAUGAUAAGGCGUGCUGACUCGCAUCGUGAAAAUCAUGAUAGAAUGCACAGACGUCAAGUACGCAGGCUAGAUGAGGUUGAUAAUCAACGAUAUGAUGCUAAAAGACGCGAUCAAAGAAAUAUCUUAUCUUCUGAUAUUCGAAAGCAACGUGACAGAUCCUUAUCUGCUAGACAAGUACGCUCUGAUGAAAGAAGACAAGAAUUCAUCAGCAGAAAAAGAGUGCAGAGAAAAGAUUUUACAGAAAACUCAGAUGCUAGACAAGAACGAAGAGAAAACAGACGUGUUCAAGACAGACGUCCUACCCGAAGUUUCAGUAUCAGACAAGAACGGAGAGAAAAUGAUGUUAUCAGAGAAAACGACAUGCAAAGCCGAACAAGGAACUCUGAAGAAGUUAGACGAAAUACUCACUUUAGAUCAAGCAGUAACAACAGAAGAGUAGCCGAAGAGCGCCGUGAAAAUAUUGUUACAAGUAACUUUCGCGGAAGAGACGAUGUGGUUCGUCGGGAAUCUGAAAGAUCGUUAAAUAUCAAGGCACACUCAGACCGUAGACGAGUAGAUGAUAUACGAAUAAAUACAAAGAGAGAUAAAUCUGUCAGAUUUAGACAUGAUGUACAAUAUAGCAUUAGCCGCGAUAAGUCUGAUCUAGCCAGUUUGGAUGAAGGGCGACGGCACCAAAAUAGCAACCGAAGGUACAGUCAGAUUCGUCGCUCUGAAGGGUCUCACGACACUGGAAGAUCUGUGAUACGGGAAAGACACGCCGAUAAUACUAGGCAAAUACCAAGACUCAAUGUACGAGGUAUGGGUUACAAGACAGCAACCUAUGGCAACUUCUGGAGCUUGGAUGAAGGAGGCAUUUCUAGGGCAAUUCUUGUUGGUUUCGUAGGAAUUCUAGGACGAAAACUUUGGCAAAAACAGGCAUGAUACAGUCCGGGAUAUCUAGUGUCAAUUACAGGGAUAUAGACUAUGUAGAAUAUGUAAUGACAAAUGAGAAAGGAAGUCUACAAAAUGAAAAUAAAUCUGUUCUUGAAUAAAACGUACAGCCAUUCCCAAGGUUCAUGUUCUCCACGGUAUUGUAACCUAACUGUAGUAAAAUAAAAACAUAAAUCUGGAAUAUUAUUGUUUUCUCUUUUGAUAAAUUGCAUGAAUAUUCUGGUAGACAAUCACUGCAACAUUUUGUGUAAUUUUGUACGCACGCUAUUUAUAACUAAUGCAAAACGUAAAUUUUAAGGUUAUUCGACUGAAUAAUACAAAACCUGCACAACUUCCUGUUGUAAAGCUACGUACAGUGUGCAUUUAUUCUGUUACUCUUUUUUAUACUUCUUUCUCCUAUGUUAACACACAUAACUUUUAUUCAGCCUUAGUACACAACAAUGCGUUCAGGAAGAACAAUCAAAUUUGACAAAACUAGGAACGAGCAUGAUAUUCCCCAAACUAAAAUUACGUUCAGUAAGGACUUUAAUCCGUGACCUCGUCUGCGUUCUUUUCACCUUAUACGUUAGAGAACUGAGAGAAUUGUUUAUCUCGCAAUACCCUCUGAAAUUCAAUGUCGCUGAAUCUGAAUUAAUAUUUUAAAUGAGUAUCUUUUCAUACUGAAUUUAUCAAACGAGUUGAAUAAUGCUAUGCCGAGCAGUUUAUCAAUUUUAUUCAACGAGUUUAGUCUAUUCAAUGUGGAAAGCCACAAAUGAAAUAUUCUUUUUAUCACACGUAAGCUUUUCCUGUUGAAACAUCAAAGUUUCUUCUUUCUUUACCUAUUAUAGACGAAGUAAAUUCGCCCAACGUCUCCUAUAAAUAAACGACGUCAACGUCAAAGCUUUAUUAUACUAGUGUAUUAUCAAAUGUAAUGGCUAAUUUUACUCCAGCGCCGUCAAUUAUGUGAUGAAGCCCUUUAGAGAAAAUUGGAAUGUUAAGAAAAUUAAGCAAAAACAAAUGAAAAAAAACUCCUUGACAUAUCGAAUGUCGAACUCAAAACUAGCCACCAUCUUAACAUACUUUUAAUUUAGGCAUUUAAAUCCCUAAACUUUAGUAUGUGUUGCAGUCAGCUGCAUUCCAUAUCAAAGUAAAUCUACUGGUGAUCAGCUGUACUCUAUAUCAAAGUCAAUCCGCUGAUGAUCAGCUGCAUUCCAUAUUAAAGUCUAUUGUCAUAUCCACUGGCGGCCAGUUGCUUUCUCAUUUAUAGUCAUUUCUAUAUCAAAGUAAAUCCACUGGUGAUCAGUCACAUUCUACACCAUAGUCAUUUCUAUAUCACAGUAAAUCCACUGGUGUUCAGUUGCAUUCUAUUUCAGUGUCAAUAUUCUACAUUAUUGUAAAUCCACAGGUGAUCAGGCGCAUUCUAUUGCAAUGUCAGUUCUAUAUCAAAGUAAAUCCACUGGUGAUAAGCCGCAUUCAAUAUCAACAUCAAUUCCUGGAUGUAACAUCUAGACAUUAACUUCAGAAAGUGUCUUUGAUUACCACCAGCAUUAAAUCAUACGCAAUUUCGAUAUAAGUUGGUUGCAGUUAACUUUAAACUAUACGCCUUCAUAAACCGAUGGACGCUUAAAUGAGGGUUAAGAGUGUCAAAAAUAUUUGAUCGAAACAUUAACCAUAACUUCUCAGUUCAUUUACAAGUGCAUUUUCAACACGUACAUCUACAUUGUGUGACGAUACGCUUACUGAAAUAAAGAAUGAAAGCCUCAAUCUCUCUUUUUGUAUUAUUUUGGAAAAUACAGCAUCUAAAUCCUUUGCAGCAGUUUGUUUAAUUUAAGAAACUAUAAUAUACAGUGCCCUCCAGAAAUCUGGAGACAACUUAGAAAAAAUACAGUUUCUAUCAGAAUAUAGACCACCUUUAAGGCUUUAUAUCAAUAAUACAUCACAGAGUAAGACUUCAACAGCCUAAUUUUAUUAAUCAUAUAGCAAUGAUGUAUCACAAAAAUAAUUUCAAAUGAUUUAGAUAAGGAAAUAAACAUCACAUUUUAUGUUUUAUAACUUUUGCAGUUAUUUCCCAUUUGCCUUUAGACAUUUGGAAAGUAAUAAAAAACAAAGUCGUCCAAAGGGAAAAACAUGCAUUUUUGAUGAAGUUUAUC
Messenger RNA from Mercenaria mercenaria, 4248 nucleotides. Its product is annotated as trichohyalin-like. Bases 584 to 2110 code for a protein of 508 amino acids. NCBI's taxonomy places the organism in Eukaryota, Metazoa, Mollusca, Bivalvia, Venerida, Veneridae. The record is from RefSeq and is a predicted model, not a curated record. The transcript is spliced from 4 exons.